AUGCAUGCAAUUCAAACCGUAACACCCACAUCUCGAACAGCAGCAGCGAUACUGUUAUUACGACGACAACAACCAUCACUACACGAAAAACUCUGGCGUUCACUUUCGACAUUCUCGUCUAAUAGUACUCUUUUUGCAGCAACAACGGCGUCACUUUCCCACCCCACAUGCACCACCCUACACGCAACGCCACGCGAAACUAGCAGUUUUAGUGGUUUUGCCAAUGAAUCAUUUCCACCAGAUCACCCAUUCCUAAAGAAACUAUCAUCGUAUCCUUCGGUGCGAAGUGCAAUUAAAGAAUUAUCAGAGAUACUAAUAUCACGUGGGGUUAACCUUACGCCAGGAAAACGACCCGGGUUCGGCUUUUUUACAAAAUUGAUGUUGGAUAGUGAAAUUCGAGAAAAAUUGGAACGCUUGGCGUUAGAGAUAAAACGUGCGGGGUUAGAAGAGGAAUUGACGGAAUUUGUGAAAAAAUAUAGCGCGGCCGGUCAAUUCUCGUCUGGACUAGAAGCGCUUGGUAGUGGUGGUGCCCUGGUUGAUUUUGAUGAUGAUAAAAGCACUAAACCUGCCACUGGUAAUAAAAAGAGUGAUGGAACAAAUAAAAGUGUUGUUGAUACGCCGAGUGUGAUUGCGAUCUCACCAACAACGACGACAACAGCAACAUCUUCUGUGUCUAUGAACGGUAAUGAAGAUGCGAAACCUAAAUCUUAUGUCGAGACACCUGAGGAACGCGCAAGUAAAGAAGCGACAGCAAAAGAGGCUGAAGUCAGUCGUGGAAUGAUUGCGAAAUUUUUUGGUUCGUUAUUGGCUCUAUUUGGUAAAAAAUAA
This is a messenger RNA of Ambispora gerdemannii, 828 nucleotides long. NCBI's taxonomy places the organism in Eukaryota, Fungi, Glomeromycota, Glomeromycetes, Archaeosporales, Ambisporaceae. The record is from the annotation of a GenBank genome assembly.